UAUGUGGAACAGCAUGCUCCAGCAGCUGUAAGUGGCCAUUGUCAGUUAGCAUACCCAGGAAGGAGCUUCAUACGGAGGAGGAGGCAGGGACCUGGGGGAUGUCACCACUGCUGCUAUACCUGGGGCUGUUGCUCUGUGUCUCGGGGCUCCAAGCUGGAGAUGAAGAAGAACAGAUGUGUUUUCUGGAGGGUGAGAACCUGACCCUGACUUGUCCUUACAACAUCAUGCUUUACUCAUCGAGCCUGAAGGCCUGGCAGCGGCUCAGAAGCCAGAGGUCUCCAGAGACCCUGGUGCUUACAAACACCAGAAAUCCAGACUUCAAUGUGGCCCGGGCUGGGAGGUACUUGCUGGAGGAUUAUCCCACCGAAUCUGUCAUCAAGGUCACCGUGACUGGGCUGCAGAGGCAAGAUGUGGGGCUGUACCAGUGUGUGGUCUACCUCUCUCCUGACAACGUUAUCAUCCUGUAUCGACGGGUUCGGCUGACAUGGUGUCAAGAGCAGCCAGUGAUGGUGAUCAUUCUGGUUCUGACAUGUGGCAUCAUACUGAACAAGGGCCUGGUCUUCUCACUCCUGUUUGUCCUUCUCUGCAAAGCUAGGCCUAAGGUGUUACAGCCUUCCAAGACAUCCAAAGUGCAGGAAGACUCUAAGAAACAGUAGCCUUCCUGCUACAAGCUGUGAGCCCACCUUUUCUAUUAACAGCAUACCAGAUGUUCUGUAUUGGGAACAAUCUGAGCCUUCCUACAUUCUCUUUGUGAACUCUAAUUAUCACUUUACUCUCAGAGAACAGCUCUGAGGAGAGCUGUAUAGCAGGAGCCUCAUGAGAUAUCUAUCAGUGAAGAAUGUGAAACUGAGAUAGAUUUGGACCUUUGAUGGAGCAGUCAAGCAGGAUCCAUAGAGAAUUCACCUCAAAAUCCUAUCUCAAUUUCUCUUCUACUAACCAGGCCUGCCAUGCUGUGGACUGGUAAAACCUAUAUGAUGUAACUUAUCUCUCUUCUGAUAAUAAAAAUAAAUGUAUUUUUUUUUCAUGCA
Mastomys coucha (southern multimammate mouse) is the source of this 1028-nucleotide messenger RNA. Its product is annotated as triggering receptor expressed on myeloid cells 3-like. The coding region runs from base 99 to 656 and encodes 185 amino acids. NCBI's taxonomy places the organism in Eukaryota, Metazoa, Chordata, Mammalia, Rodentia, Muridae. The transcript has 4 exons. Gene Ontology annotation, biological process: chemokine production; neutrophil-mediated killing of gram-negative bacterium; cytokine production involved in immune response. The record is from RefSeq and is a predicted model, not a curated record.